GGGCUUAUUGGGGACCGGUUGGUUCGAAUGGAAGGGGUCGGGGCUUAGUUGGGGGAGGAGCCUGAUUGGCUGCGCUAAAGGGGUGGGUCUAAAGGGGCGGGGCUUAGCGGGGGAGAGUCCUGAUUGGCAAUGCUAAAGGAGGGGCGGAGCUAAAGGGAAAGCACCUGAUUGGCCAAAGACGGUGGGGUCUUAUAGGCGUGGCUAGCAGGGGCGGGGCUUGGAGGACGGUUCUGAUUGGUGGAGCUUGUGGGUGUGGCUAGUGCUGGGGGGCGUGGCUUUCUGGUGGACGAGGCCUGUGAGUGGUCAGAGCUCGAAAGUGGGCGGGGCUUGUGGGGACUCCCGCUUGUUGGGGGUGUGGCCGCCGAGUGGGCGGAGCUUACAGGAGUGCCCGUAGAUCGUGGGCGUGGCUUUGUGUGUGAUGUAGCCUGUGAUUGGUCAGAGCCAAGAGUGGGCGGGGCUUAAGGGCUUGCCUAUCGGAGGGGGUGGGGGGGGGCAGGGCUUUCUGAUGAGCGCGUCCUACGAUUGGUCAUUGUCUGGUGUGGGCGGGGCUUGCCGGUGCCUGUUUGGGAGCGGGGCUUUUUAGCAAUCAGAGCCUAUGAUUGGUCAGAGCCCAGAGUGGGCGGGGCUUGGGAGCGUCGUUCUCGUUGGUGGGCGUGGCUUUUUCGGUGGGCGUGGCCGCGUAAGAAAACGUUCUUAGCCGCGAGUGGGCGGGGCUUAUGGGAUUCCCAUCGGUUUGCGGCUGCUGGGCGCGAUCGGAUCGGCCUCCGGGUGGGCGGGGCUUGCACCGCAGCCGACCAAUGGGCGCCUCCCUCCAGCCGGCCCCGCCCCCCGCGGUGGCCCCGCCCCCGGACGCCCUCCCCCCGUCGGAGCUGCUCCCCGCGCUGCUUCCCGACCCCUCCCCCGCCACCGCCGCCGCCUCCACGGUGGACCCGGGCGCUCUAAAACCCGCCCCCCCCCCACCGGAAGCUCCCGUGCCCGCACCGGAAGUCCCCCUCUCUCAAGCGCCGGAAGCGACCCCUCCGACCCGGAAGUCCAAAAGCAAAGGGCCAUACGUGUGCGCUCAGUGCGCCAAAGAGUUCAAGAACGGUUACAACCUGCGGCGCCACCAAGCCACGCACGGCGCCAGACCUCCCGGCCUCGCGGGGGCGCUGUCGCAAGGCCCGAACGCCGCCCCUUCCUCCGUCUCGUUGCUCCCGGACGGCUCCGCCGCGGCCGCCCCUCCCAUCCUCGUGGGGGCGCUGUCGGACGGCACGACCGGAAGCGGCGCCGGAAGCGCCCGCAAACGGAAGAGCCACGCGUGCGAGGCGUGCGGCAAAGCCUUCCGCGACGUUUAUCACCUCCGGCGGCACCGUUUGGCCCAUUCGGACGAGCGGCCGUUCCAGUGCCCGGUGUGCCAGCAGCGCUUCAAGCGGAAGGACCGCAUGGGCCACCACCUCCGCGGCCACCAGGGCGCCGUGCACCGGCCCUACGCCUGCGCCCAUUGCCCCAAGGCCUUCUCGCGCCCGGACCACCUCAACAGCCACGUGCGCCAGGUGCACUCCACCGAGCGGCCCUUCAAGUGCCAGACGUGCGAGGCGGCGUUUGCCACCAAGGACCGUCUGCGGGCGCACGCGGUGCGGCACGAGGACAAGGUGCCGUGCCACGUGUGCGGGAAGCUGCUGAGCGCCGCCUACAUCGGGGACCACAUGAAGGUGCACGGCCACGGCCCCACGCACGUCUGCGGGCUCUGCAACAAAGGGUUCACGACGGCCGCAUACCUCCGCGUCCAUGCGGCGAAGGACCACGGCAGCACUCAGCCCCAUAGCGCCCGCUCGCUGCGCUGCCGCCUCUGUGGGGUCCAUUGCGCCACGGCCGCCCAACUGCGCGGCCACCUGCAGACCCACGGCCCCGCCCACGACGCUUCCGGCCCCGCCCACGGCACUUCCGGCCCCGCCCACGACGCUUCCGGUCCCGCCGCCGCCGCUUCCGGCCCCGCCCACUGCGAGGGGGGCGGCGCCGCGGAGUUGGGGUGAACGGAGGUUUGGGGCAGCGCUGCCCCACAGCUGCCUCGUGGAUCCCCCCCCACCCCUAUGGGGCGCACAGCGGGGGGCGCAGCGCUGCUGGGGGGCUGCCCCAUAGAUCAAUGUCACUGCCCUAUACAUGUGGGGCUGCCCCAUAGACGUGUGGGGUUGCCUCAUAGAUCGGUGUCACUGCCCUGUAGAUGUGGGGCUGCCCCAUAGAUGUGUGGGGCUGCCCCAUAGAUCAGUGUCACUGCCCCGUAGAUGUGUGGGGCUGCCCCAUAAAUGUGUGGGGCUACCCCAUAGAUGUGUGGGACCCAUAGAUGUGGGGCUGCCCCAUAGAUCUGUGUUACUGCUCUAUAGAUGUGGAGUUGCCCCAUAGAUGACUGAGACCCAUCGAUGUGGGGUUACCCCGUAGUUGUGGGGCUGCCCCAUAGAUUGGUGUCUCUGCCCUAUAGAUGCAUGGGGCUGCCCUAUAGGUUGGUAUUACUGCCCCAUAGAUGUGUGGGGCUGCCCCAUAGGUCGGUAUUACUGCCCCAUAGAUGUGUGGGGCUGCCCCAUAGAUAGGUGUCACUGCCCUAUAGAUGUGGGGCUGCCCCAUGCAUGCGUGGGACCCAUAGAUGUGGGGCUGCCCCAUAGAUGGGUGGUUGCGACCCAUGGAUCUAUGGGGCCGCCCUGAAGAUUUGUGUCACUGCCCCAUAGAUGUGUGGGGCAGCCCCAUAGAUGGGAUUUACUGCCCCACAGAUGUGUGGGGCAGCCCCAUAGAUGUGAUUUACUGCCCCACAGAUGUGUGGGGCAGCCCCAUAGAUGUCAUUUCCUGCCCCAUAGAUGUGUGGGGCAGCCCCAUAGAUGGGAUUUAGUGCCCCACAGAUGUGUGGGGCAGCCCCAUAGCAUUCCCAGGCCCCGCCCCUUUUAAGCCCCGCCCCUUCUAAGCCCCGCCCCCAAUAAAACCGCGCUGCGGCGCCCCCUCUGUGUGAGAAAGCGA
Messenger RNA from Gallus gallus (chicken), 2982 nucleotides. RefSeq names its product MYC associated zinc finger protein (gene MAZ). Gene Ontology annotation, molecular function: RNA polymerase II cis-regulatory region sequence-specific DNA binding; DNA-binding transcription activator activity, RNA polymerase II-specific. Gene Ontology annotation, biological process: regulation of transcription by RNA polymerase II. Gene Ontology annotation, cellular component: nucleus. Lineage: Eukaryota; Metazoa; Chordata; Aves; Galliformes; Phasianidae. The coding region runs from base 717 to 2012 and encodes 431 amino acids. The record is from RefSeq and is a predicted model, not a curated record. The transcript has 5 exons.